Molecule: messenger RNA, 933 nt
Organism: Paramuricea clavata
Lineage: Eukaryota; Metazoa; Cnidaria; Anthozoa; Malacalcyonacea; Plexauridae
Source: the annotation of a GenBank genome assembly
AUGGGAAAGUGUCAAAGUAAAAAGAAAUAUCCACCUCCUGAUAUAACGUAAGUUGUAAACCAUUAUUCGUAGAAAACUUCCCAUUGAUUGACAGGGAUACAACUGCCUGAAAAAUACAAGGAGACCUUCGAAGUUUCGAGCGAAGGCCCUCCCUAUCAAUCCGAACUCCGAAGCUUUCUUAUUAUUAAUAGUUUUACCAACACCGGCACAAACCCUUCAAGAUUAUCUUACAGUACGAAUGGUGCUUUGAUACCUUACAGAGCAAGCGAAACAUCCCAGUUCAAUUCUAUGCUUCCAAAUACAAGAAUUAACAUUAUUCCGUUUUCUCACAGAAUUGAAUUGGAAAAGACGCUGCAGCAAUGCAUCAAUGAAAAAGAUGAGUAUAAAGAAAAGUACGAAGAAUACAUUAGGUAAACAUUCCAAGGCAAACUUGGAACCAUUGUUUUGGAAACAAUGUUUCCCGAUUUGUCUACUCUCGGGAAACAUGGCUAGGAAACAAUGUUUCCUGGUUUGUCCACAUUCAGGAAACAUGGCUAGGAAACAAUGUUUCCAGGUUUGUCCACAUUCAGGAAACAUGGCUAGGAAACAAUGUUUCCUGGUUUGUCCACCUUCAAGAAACAUGGCUAGGAAACAAUGUUUUCUGGUCUGUUCACCUUCAGGAAACAUGGCUAGGAAACAAUGUUUCUUGGUUUGUCCACCUUCAGGAAACACAAAACAAUUUCCUUUCCUUUCAGACGAUAUGAAGAUAUUAAAUCGCAGCUAGAAAAAUCUUUACGGACGGUUAAAAUUCUACAAAGACAGUUAAAAAUUUCGGAGGAUAACGCUUCGUCAUUGUAUCGUCGUUAUGCAAUAGAGAGCGAUCUGAAUAAACGGCUGAAACUGUCACAGAAAACAUCAACAGAAUAUGGCAGGCAGGAUACAUUAUCAUGGUAA